Gambusia affinis (western mosquitofish) is the source of this 1130-nucleotide messenger RNA. Its product is annotated as probable gluconokinase. The record is from RefSeq and is a predicted model, not a curated record. NCBI's taxonomy places the organism in Eukaryota, Metazoa, Chordata, Actinopteri, Cyprinodontiformes, Poeciliidae. The transcript is spliced from 6 exons. Bases 254 to 823 code for a protein of 189 amino acids. Gene Ontology annotation, molecular function: gluconokinase activity. Gene Ontology annotation, cellular component: cytoplasm.
UUCAGAGCUGCAGUAAUGCGUUCGUUGGGUUAUCUUGCCUCUGCUGAGCCCUGCUGCUCGGUCGCCCUGAGGCGUUGUACCCCCUCAGAGAGUUUUACAGACACUAACAAAUAAAGUGGGCCGUUUGUCAGCAGGGUUUCUCCACUUAUUGUUUUGCUGCUGCUGUGACAGAAGCUACGGAAGCAGCACCUGUUCAAUCACUGUAGGCUAACGCACAGGGCGUACGUUGAGACUUCUGAACGUCACAGACAAGAUGAUCUACAUUAUAAUGGGAGUCUCAGGUUGUGGAAAAACCAGUUUGGGGACAUUCCUUUCGGAAAAGCUUGGCUGGCCCUUCUAUGAAGGCGAUAACUUCCACCCGCAGGAGAACAUUGAGAAGAUGGCUCGUGGAGAACCGCUCACAGACCAAGUCAGCCCAGGAGCCUGCAUACAUGACAGAUUUCCUUGGCUUCUCAGACUACAUGAAGUCAUUGAGAGAGAAAGGUCUUCAGGCUCAGAUGCUCUUUUAGCGUGUUCAGCUCUGAAGCACCUCUACCGGCAGAUUCUCCUCCACGGCUCCACUGUUGUGGCACCAACCAGUAGUGCCUCACUUGCCUCCUCUCCAGAGGUCUUCUUCCUCUACCUGCAUGGCGACUACGAUCUCAUUCACCAGAGGAUGGUGGCCCGACAGGGACAUUACAUGAAGGCAGAUCUGCUGCGCUCCCAGUUUGAUAUUUUGGAGCCUCCGUCAGACGAGGAAAACGCGCUUACCCUGGACAUCAGGAAAAGCCGGAAUGAGAUGAUCCUGGAAGUAGAGAAGCACAUUGAGAGUCUGAAGUUGUGAAGCUGGAAUCGUGGUAAACGAAUGGGAACACUACAUAGUUUAUUGAGUGAUUCUUACCCAUUUUUGUAUGGGUAAAUGAACUGAACUUUUGCUUUAUUGCCCUGAAAAGGUUCUAAAAUCCAGAUGUCUUAAAUGUUUCAUAUGAGAAAUAAGCAUAUUAUUUGCUACAUAGCAAUAACUCGUUUUGAUAAUUUUCCCCUUCUCUUAACCUACUUUUUUGUUUUCAUAAAAUGAAGUUCAGAAUUUAUUCCUGAGUGUUGUUAUACGUGUUUUUCUCCCCGAAAGAAAUAAUAUUUUUUAUAAUCAA